AUGGCCUUCGAUCAAACCACUAGUAUUGCACUCUCUGUGCUUUUUCUUGGGUCCGUGUCCUUCGCAUUUGGUAUAGUUGCAGAAAACAAAAAGCCUGCUUUCGGCACUCCAAUCCAAGGAAAGGAUGUUAUUAUCUGCAAUUUCCCAGAUGAUCCAACAGUGCUACUGGGAACUUCGUCUGUCGUCACACUCAUUCUAGCUGCCGUAGCAGGCCAUGUUGCCAUUUACUUUCCCUACAAAGGCAAGUCUGUUCCAAGUAAUGCUUUGUUCCAGAACACCAUCUUGCUUCCAUUCUUCAUCGUUGCAGAAGGUGUUACAUUUAUAGCUCUGGCCAUGCUGGUGUGGACUACCGUCUCCGAAGGCCUUCACAGAUCUCGCAAUGUCCACCAUGAUCUCACUACACGGUGCCCUACUGCUAAGACUGGUCUCUUUGGUGGCGGUGCUUUCCUUGCCCUCGACGCUGCUAUCUUCUGGCUCAUCUGUCAGAUGUUGACGAUGAACGCAAGAUCCGAUUACUUUAAUGAGGAUGAUCCUAUAGUCGAGUAUGGAGAGUUUAACAGCGUCGCUGACAUGGAGAGCAUCCAACAGCUUAGAAGUGAAUGCGAAGUUGCACUGUAA
Molecule: messenger RNA, 618 nt
Organism: Musa acuminata AAA Group (dessert banana)
Lineage: Eukaryota; Viridiplantae; Streptophyta; Magnoliopsida; Zingiberales; Musaceae
Exons: 3
Coding region: 1-618 (205 amino acids)
Source: RefSeq, a predicted model, not a curated record